AUGUCAUUUUCAUCAUCAAGCAAUGCCUACAACGUUCCAUGGGUAGAAAAGUAUCAUCCCAUCAAGGUCGCCGACGCUGUCGUCAAUGAGGACGCCGUCUCCAGGCUCCAAGUCAUCGCUCGCAACAACAACAUGCCCAAUCUCAUUUUAUCUGGUCCUCCAAGAACUAUCAAAACCACUACCAUUCUCGCUCUCAUGCACAAGCUUCUUGGAGGACCAAAUUGCAAGGAAGCUAUUCUCGAACUAAAUGCUUCAGAUGAAAGUUUUGCUCUGGAAAUUGCUUCUGGGAUAUCAAAGAUGUUUUCUCAGAAGAAAGUCACGCUGAGCCUGGGGAGGCACAAGAUAGUGAUACUGGAUGAAGCUGAUAGGUUGAUUGAACUCUUUCAUCAUUUCUCUCUUCAAGCGUUCUGUGUUCUUUGCGACCUAAAGCCAGCAACCAGGAAUGGCAUUAAAUCGCAAGCAAUGGUUCUUGCUGCUUCCGAUGGUGAUCGCACCAAGGAACCUGAUUCGGUUGGCAAUGCCAAAGCUCAUGGAAGCUGA
Glycine soja is the source of this 540-nucleotide messenger RNA. RefSeq names its product replication factor C subunit 2-like. Gene Ontology annotation, biological process: DNA-templated DNA replication; DNA repair. Bases 1 to 540 code for a protein of 179 amino acids. The transcript has 6 exons. Gene Ontology annotation, cellular component: DNA replication factor C complex; nucleus. Gene Ontology annotation, molecular function: ATP hydrolysis activity; ATP binding; DNA clamp loader activity. NCBI's taxonomy places the organism in Eukaryota, Viridiplantae, Streptophyta, Magnoliopsida, Fabales, Fabaceae. The record is from RefSeq and is a predicted model, not a curated record.